UCACCGCUACUGAGGAAGUAUGGAAAGAUUACUUAAAGUCACACCCAAGUCACAACAAACUUCGAGGAAAGACUAUGAUUGAUUAUGAGUAUUUAAAGAUUGUUGUUGGGGGUGGAGUUUCUACCGGGAAUAAUUCCAUAGCGGUAGAUCCAGAUGAUACAGAUGCAACAACUUUAGAGCCAGAAAAUGCAACAACUUAUGAGCCAGAAAAUAGAAGUGUUGGGAUAGAAGAAUUUUCAUAUGAUGCUAAUAGUGACACAUUUGUCCCUCCAGAUAACUAUGAACCACAAUAUCAACCUCCAUCACCAAGCCAACCUAGUCCACCAUCUCAUCCCCCUUUAAAUUCAGAGGUUCCCUUAGAAAGACAAAACAGUCACAAGAGAAAGAGAUUCGAGUAUGGAGGAAGUUAUACCACUGUUGGGAUCAACAAUCAAGACAAUGUUAUGAGAAACCUUUCUGUUGGCAUUGAGACUAUUGCUGUGAAUUUUGAAAAAAUAUCUAACAUGAUGGAGAAAAGAGAAAAAGAUAGAGAUAGAGAUAGAGAGCUCGAGGGUAUUAUUUGGGAAGUUAUAAAAGAUAUUCCAAAUUUGAAUGACAUGACGCGUUUCAAGACGGCUGAAUUGUUGAAUACUAAAGCAAAAAAGGACUUUUUCUUAAAGAUGUCAUCAGAAGAACGCUCAUCUUGGAUAAAAUUCAAGUUAGGGGAUGAUUAAUAUUUUGAUCAUCUAUUAUUUAAAAUAUUAUGUUAAACAUCGUGAGUUUGUUGAACUAUAACUUUUGGGUCUCUAUUUUGGUUGUA
Molecule: messenger RNA, 799 nt
Organism: Trifolium pratense (red clover)
Lineage: Eukaryota; Viridiplantae; Streptophyta; Magnoliopsida; Fabales; Fabaceae
Exons: 2
Coding region: 75-713 (212 amino acids)
Source: RefSeq, a predicted model, not a curated record